GUGAUCACGCGUCAGGACACGCCAAAAAGUUUGGCCCAAUGACCACCAACUAGCAUAACCGAAAGCCAUUGAGCACCAUGGACGGCCUGGACGAGUACCGCACAUAUGUGCUUGGCGCCGUCAGUGCUGCGACACUCUGCUUUUUGUAUCUGUUGCUCCGGACAGACGCAGAAGCGCCGGUACCGUACCAUGUCACGCCUCCUGAGCAAGCACAGCCUGGCUGGAAGGGCCAAGUGCUUCAGGAGCCUACGCUGAAGGUGUCUGGCUCCUCGCUCAUCCAAUGCUACGCCCCAGCGACUGGAGAAGCCCUCGGACGCGUCAAUCCAUCGACCGCAGACGACAUCGACCGUGCCAUCGCCAAGGCAAAGGAAGCACAGGUCCAAUGGGCGAAGACGACGUUCGCGGAGCGCAGAAAAGUGCUCAAGACGAUGCUCAAGUUCAUUCUCGAGAACCAGGAGACCAUUGCAAGAGUGGCCUGUCUGGACACCGGCAAGACUAUGGUGGACGCUGCGCUGGGGGAGAUCCUCGUGACGACCGAGAAGCUGCGGUGGAUAAUACGACAUGGCGAAGAAAGCCUCAAGAACGAGCGCCGCGCGACCAACCUCCUCAUGAUGUACAAGUGGAACGAAGUCAUGUACCAGCCGCUGGGCGUCGUGGCAGCUCUUGUUAGUUGGAACUACGGAUUUCACAACCUCCUCUCUCCGAUGAUUUCCUCGAUAUUCGCGGGCAAUGCCAUUGUUGUGAAGGGCUCGGAGGCGACUGCGUGGUCUGCGACGUACUUCACCGCAAUCGCAACUAGCGCCCUGGAGGCAUGUGGCCACUCUCCGGACAUCAUUCAGUCGGUCGUCUGCUGGCCUGAUGUGGCGGGCCACUUAACGUCGCAUCCUGACAUUAGCCACAUCACCUUCAUCGGCUCUCGACAGGUGGCACACUACGUAUGUGCUUCAGCGGCAAAGUCAUUGACUCCAGUAUGCGUCGAGCUCGGCGGCAAGGACCCCGCCAUCGUCCUCGACGAUCUCUCAGACAGCAACUUCAAACGCGUAGCCAGCAUCCUCAUGCGCGGCACCUUCCAAUCCGCCGGCCAGAACUGCAUCGGCAUCGAGCGCGUCAUCGCCCUCCCCAACGUCCACGACCGCCUGGUCGACUACCUCACGCCUAAAAUUCGCGCCCUGAAACCCGGCUCCAUCCUCACCGACUCGCCCGACGUCCCCGUUGACGUCGGCGCCUCCAUCUCGCCCGCCUCCUUCGCCACGCUCGAAGCCCUCAUCGCCGACGCUGUCAAGGACGGCGCCCGCCUGCUCGCCGGCGGGAAACGCUACACGCACCCCGACUACCCGCAGGGCCACUACUUCACACCCACGUUCCUCGCCGACGUCACGCCCGCCAUGCGCAUCGCGCAGCAAGAGCUCUUCGCGCCCGUGUUCCUGCUGAUGCGCGCCGCGGACGUGUCCGACGCCAUCGCCACCGCAAACAGCACCAUCUACGCGCUGGGCGCCAGCGUGUACGGCACGGCUACUGCGGACCUCGAGCGCGUGGUGCGCGAGGUGCACGCCGGCAUGGUCGCGGUGAACGACUUCGCCGUCACGUACAUGGUGCAGCUCCCGUUCGGCGGCGUCAAGGGCAGCGGGUACGGCCGGUUUGCCGGCCCGGAGGGGCUGCGCAGUCUGUGCAAUGUCAAGGCGGUCACGAGGGAUCGCUGGCCCGGCGUCAAGACGGCGAUUCCGCCGCCCAUGGAUAUCCCGCUGCGGGGCGCGGGGGCGGGCCAGCGCGCGUGGAACAUGGCGCAGGGGAUUGUGUGGAUGGGGUAUGCGCCGGGGCUGGGGGGGAAGCUGAAGGGGCUGCGGGGGAUUGUGGGGCUGUAAGUGGAAGUGGUGAGGAUUCGUAUCUGGUUGGUAUCGUGAUAUAAGAAAACGCGCUACACGGUCUCAAUGUACCGCCGCACCUCCCAGUCCGUCACGGCCUCGUCCCACAGCCGGAUCUCGUGCUGCCGCGUCCCGCCAAAGUGGUCCACAAACGCAUCCCCAAACACCUCCCGCGCCACGCUCUCCGGGCGCAUAAACUUGUCCGUCGCCUCCUUCAGGCUCUUGGCCAGCCGCUCGCCCUUGUCCGCCGCGCCGCCCACGUCCUCGCCCUUGCCCAGCGGCGGAAUGGGAAUCUCCAUCUUCUUCUCGAUGCCGCGCCAGCCCAGCGCCAGGAUCGC
Messenger RNA from Boeremia exigua, 2200 nucleotides. RefSeq names its product Aldehyde/histidinol dehydrogenase. The transcript has 2 exons. Gene Ontology annotation, molecular function: aldehyde dehydrogenase (NAD+) activity. Bases 78 to 1862 code for a protein of 594 amino acids. Lineage: Eukaryota; Fungi; Ascomycota; Dothideomycetes; Pleosporales; Didymellaceae. The record is from RefSeq and is a predicted model, not a curated record.